GUCAAUAAACAUUUAUUUGCUGAGAGUAAUGGGAAUUGCCUUGGGAUGGCUUUCGCAUUGACCAGUUGUUGCCAUUGCUGUAGAGUGCGAACUGGCUGCAUAUCAUCCGCUAUCUGGAUGAUCAUUUACUAUUCCCUAACGACUGGUCUAAUGUUCCACGACAUGGCUAUAUGCAAUACAGAUGAAGUAGCAGGUUUCUGGUAUAUUGGCAUUUCUUUUGCCAUUAUGAUUGGUGCUUCGUUUAUUUUUCUAUGUGGCACUUUGUGUAAAUCGAUUCCAUUGAUUAUAUUAUUUCUGGUGCUGCAAGUUCCACCGAUUACAGUGGAAACUAUCUAUAUGCUGGUUGCCAUAAUAUAUGGCAUUGAACUGAAUAUUUUUAUACUCUAUACGAUACCCUUAAUUAUGCUAGGAUACUUUGACUUGGUGGCAUAUUCCUAUAUGGUAGAAUUGCAGCAAGCUCAAAGAGAGGCAAUGUUUCAUCAUGACGACGAAGAGGAAUACUAAAAGAUCUGGAUCUGAGACUGACUCAGGCGAACAAGAGAAGGGGCGAACGACAGAAGAAACAAAAAUGAUUUAUCGUAAUGGGAGUCUGGUGCUUCCAACGGCGCUGCCUAAAUGGCCGAUAACGUCUGCGAUCGUCCUCAAAAUAAAAACUGUGUUGUUGGGCCAAAAUGUCAACUCUUCAUAUAAAAAUUAACGAAAUAUAAAUUAAAAGAAUUAUGCCCCAAACUGUAUUGGAUGGGGCGAUGAAAUGAA
Messenger RNA from Drosophila willistoni, 756 nucleotides. RefSeq lists its product as uncharacterized. Lineage: Eukaryota; Metazoa; Arthropoda; Insecta; Diptera; Drosophilidae. The coding region runs from base 46 to 504 and encodes 152 amino acids. The transcript has 4 exons. The record is from RefSeq and is a predicted model, not a curated record.